AUGUUUCUCCCCUCCAGAUCGAUCGUGUACUUUUGGGUGCCAUCGUUUGUUCUAUCCCGCCUGAUUUCCUCCCAUUGCCGUGGCCAUACUCUUCUGCUCUCACAUUGAUCUUCUCUCUCCUAGUGGCGCCGCUUUCUUCCUCCGCGUCUGCACCACAGCUGACGUCCCACCGCCCGUGCCGGCGCUGCAGCCAUGGGCGCGCGAGCCGACGAGGCGCGCAGCGAGCUGCUGCGAGUGCGGCGCGACAUCCAGAUGGUGGAGGAGCAGCUGGCGCGCGCGACGCACGAGCUGGACGAGGCGGCGAAGGCGGGCGAUCGGGAGCGAGUGGACGACCACCGGCGGAUGCGGAAUUGCCUGUGGAAGGAGAAGGAGCAGCUGCGCAUUCAGGAAACCAUCUUCUUGAAAAUCGCCUUCGCGGAUUUUGCGCCUCCCAACAUGAUGGCAUCUCCAGGCUCGCACGCCUUCUCGUCCCCCGCCCUCCCCUCUCCCCUGCAUCUCCAACACCAAGCGCAAAUGCUGCCGCAUGCCGCGCACCUCGGUCCGCCUCCGUUCAACAACCCCCCUCUCGCCGCGUCGUCGCUGUCCGGCUCCCCGGCGCUGAUGGGCGCGUGCGACCCCGCCAUGACCCCCCUGCACACGGGCGCGCUCAUGCCCGCCACUAGCCCGCCCGACUGCUUCUCCCUGGGCGGCCCUUCCCCGUCCCCCCUCCAAACCCCGCUCUCCGGGCCCGGCGGAGCAAUGGGCAUGGGCGCGCAGGGGGCAGGAGGGCAUCUCGCCGCCGCGGGGAUGUCGGCGGGGCAGUCUCUUCUGGGAAUGCUCCCCACCUCUCCCGCCAUGCGCCCCGCCGCGGGGACACCUGCAUCCGGCGGCGGGCGGAACGGGCGGCGGAGGGGCGUGAUGUCCCCUGGGCUUGCGCCGAUGCAGGGCGGCGCAAUGUUGAUGGGCGGAGACAUGGCGGAGAUGGCGAACCCCGAGGGGUACGAAGUGAGUCGCAACCUGGACGCGCGCGUGGAGGAUGUGUGGCGCGAGUGGAAGGACGGGCUCAACGGCGGGCCGUCCAUCGAGAAGCUCGAAGAGGCGCGGCGGCGCGACCGCAAGUGCGUGUGGUGGCGGCAUAAGAAUGACUACAAGUACUGGCGCAAGCAGAUGCGCAUAGUGCACGCGGUGGAGAGCAAGGCGGGCGAGUUCGCGGGCGACGUGGCGGCGGCCAUCCGCUUCUGGGACGACAUCCUGCGCGUCGAGUUCGCCGGCUCCAUCUCCAAGCUCCGCGAGGCGCUCGGCGGCGACCGCCCACUGCCGUCCGCGCAGUCCUCGGGUGCUGGCGCCGGGGGCAACGGGGUCGACGACUCCCCUGGCGCGGAGGGGCGUGGGGAAGACGGGCGUGAAGGUGCGCUGAUGGCAGUAACGCCUGUGGCUGUGGGUGGUGUGUGUGCAGAGGCCGGCAUGGGGGGUGGCAUGGGGAACGGCAUCGUGGCGGAGGCGGGGCCGCUGACAGGGGCGCUGGUGGACGCCAUGGGCACCCCCGUGGGCAUGCAGGCAGGCAUGGGGCAGCAGGGGCAGGUGAAUGUCGCGACUGGGGUGAAUGGGGUGGGUGCACAUGUGGUGAGCGGGCAUGAUGUGGGUGUUGUUCAGGGUGCCGUGAUGCAGCACGGGGGAGCGGACGGGCCUGGGGGCCAGCAUCGGCAGUCUGCUAUGGUGCAGCAAAUGUGAGUCCUAUGGGUGUCUGACUCCCAGACGUGGAGCACCCAUGCCCCUUAGUUGUGUCACCUUGAUACGUGUGCAAUGGACAAGCUGUGCCCAUCGUGUCAAAUGUAACUUAGGUGGUUACUGUAGACUAUACUGGAUUGUGCCUUAGAGGGUACAACACCCUGGUCUAUAUACCCUUGUACUCACACAUUCUAGUUUACUUAUUCAU
Closterium sp. NIES-67 is the source of this 1915-nucleotide messenger RNA. The record is from the annotation of a GenBank genome assembly. Lineage: Eukaryota; Viridiplantae; Streptophyta; Zygnematophyceae; Desmidiales; Closteriaceae.